UCUGGCCUCUAUUCCUGGGAAGGCGUGCAGAAGUAAAGAUGGAGGCCGGAGAGGGGCGCUUUCCUAAACAAAGGCAAGUCUUGAUUCUCCUUCUCUUAAUGGGGGUUCAGGCGGGCUGGGAACCCCAUCGCUAUUAUGUGAUGGAGGAAACAGAGAGCGGCUCUUUUGUGGCCAACCUGGCCAAGGACCUAGGGCUGGGAGUAAGGGACCUAGCUGCGCGGGGAGCCCGAGUGGUCUCUGAGGAUAACAAGCCACUCUUGCAGCUUGACCUGCAGACCGGAGAGCUGAUAUUAAAUGAGAAACUGGACCGGGAGGAACUCUGCGGCCCCACCGAUCCCUGUGUAAUGCAUUUCCAAGUGUUACUGAAAAAAACAACGGAAGUAUUUCGAGCGGAGCUAUUGGUUAGAGAUAUAAACGAUCAUUCUCCUGAGUUUCCUGAAAGAGAAAUGACUCUUAAAAUCCCAGAGAACAGCCCUCCUGGGAGCGUGUUUCCUCUGAAAAAAGCCCAGGACUUGGACGUGGGCAACAACAACGUUCAAAACUACAAUAUUGGUCCCAACUCUCAUUUCCACGUUUCCACCCAUAACCGGGAAGACGGCAGGAAAUACCCAGAGCUGGUACUGGACAAAGAGCUGGAUCGCGAGGAGCAGGCGGAGCUCAGAUUAACCCUGACAGCGCUGGAUGGCGGCUCACCACACCGAUCUGGCACGGUCCAGAUUCGCAUCUUGGUCUUGGACGUCAAUGACAACGCCCCCGAGUUUGCGCAGAUGCUCUAUGAGGCGCAGGUCCCAGAGAGCAGCCCCGUAGGCUCCCUAAUUGUCAAGGUCUCCGCUAGGGAUUUAGACACUGGGACAAAUGGAGAGAUAUCAUACUCACUUUUUUACAGUUCUCAGGAGAUAAGUAAAACUUUUGAGCUAAGCAGCGUUUCAGGAGAAAUUCGAUUAAUUGAAAAACUAGAUUUUGAGACAAUAUCUGCAUUUGAGCUAGAUAUAGAGGCGUCUGAUGGCGGGGGACUUUCUGGGAAAUGCAGUGUUUCUAUUAAGGUGCUGGAUGUUAAUGAUAACUCUCCAGAACUAACUAUUUCGUCACUUACCAGCCCAAUUACCGAAAAUUCUCCCGAGACAGAAGUGGCCCUCUUUAGGAUUAGAGACCGAGAUUCUGGGGAAAAUGGAAGAAUGGUUUGUUCCAUUCAGGAUGAUAUUCCGUUUGUGCUGAAACCUUCCGUUGAGAAUUACUACAGGCUGGUAACAGAAGGAGCACUGGAUAGAGAGACGACAGCCGAGUACAACAUCACCAUCACCGUCACCGACUUGGGGACACCCAGGCUCAAAACCGAGCACACCAUAACCGUGCAGGUCUCCGACGUCAACGACAACGCCCCUGCCUUCACACAAAGCUCCUACACCCUGUUCGUCCGCGAGAACAACAGCCCCGCCCUGCACAUCGGCAGCGUCAGCGCCACAGACAGAGACUCGGGCACCAACGCCCAGGUCACCUACUCGCUGCUGCCGACCCACGACCCGCACCUGGCCCUCGCCUCCCUGGUGUCCAUCAACGCGGACAGCGGACACCUGUUCGCCCUGCGGUCGCUGGACUACGAGGCCCUGCGGGCGUUCGAGUUCCGCGUGGGCGCGGCAGACAGAGGCUCCCCCGCGCUGAGCAGCGACGCGCUGGUGCGCGUGGUGCUGGUGGACGACAACGACAACGCGCCCUUCGUGCUGUACCCGCUGCAGAACGGCUCUGCGCCCUGCACCGAGCUGCUGCCCAGGCAGGCCGAGGCGGGCUCCCUGGUGACCAAGGUGGUGGCGGUGGAUGGCGACUCGGGCCAGAACGCCUGGCUGUCGUACCAGCUGCUCAAGGCCACGGAGCCCGGGCUGUUCGGCGUGUGGGCGCACAACGGCGAGGUGCGCACGGCCCGGCUGCUGAGCGAGCGCGACGCGGCCAGGCACAGACUGCUGGUGCUGGUCAAGGACAAUGGCGAGCCGCCGCUGUCGGCCACCGUCACGCUGCACGUGCUGCUGGUGGACGGCUUCUCCCAGCCCUACCUGCCGCUGCCGGAAGCGGCGCCGGAGCGGGCGCAGGCCGACUCGCUCACCGUCUACUUGGUCAUCGCGCUGGCCUCGGUCACCUCGCUCUUCCUGUUCUCGGUGCUCCUGUUGGUGGCGGUGCGGCUGUGCAGGAGGCGCAGGGCGGCCUCGGAGGGCCGCUGCUCGGUGCCUGGGGGCCGCUUUCCGGGCCACCUGGUGGACGUCAGCGGCACGGGGACCCUGUCCCAGAGCUACCAGUAUGAGGUGUGUCUGAUGGGAGGCUCAGAGAGUAAUGAGUUCAAAUUCUUGAAACCUAUCUUCCCUAGUAUUCUGGGUCAGGACUCUGGGAGGAAAUUAGAAGGUAAUCCAACUUUCCAGAGUAAUUUAAGUUUCUGA
Messenger RNA from Cynocephalus volans (Philippine flying lemur), 2423 nucleotides. Its product is annotated as protocadherin beta-15-like. The transcript has a single exon. Bases 39 to 2423 code for a protein of 794 amino acids. The record is from RefSeq and is a predicted model, not a curated record. Gene Ontology annotation, cellular component: plasma membrane. Gene Ontology annotation, biological process: homophilic cell-cell adhesion. Gene Ontology annotation, molecular function: calcium ion binding. NCBI's taxonomy places the organism in Eukaryota, Metazoa, Chordata, Mammalia, Dermoptera, Cynocephalidae.